AAAAAAAACAUAAAUCGCGUGGAUUUGAAGACGAAGAAGAAUAAUAAAAGGCGUAACGAAGAAGACGACGAGACGACGAAGAGGAACAAACAACCAUGGGUGAAGUGGUUAAGGAUGGAAGAGAAGAUGUGAUCCAGGCUUGGUAUAUGGAUGACAGCGAAGAGGAUCAGAGACUUCCUCACCACAAGGAUCCUAAGGAGUUUCUAUCUUUGGAUAAACUUGCAGAGCUGGGAGUACUUAGCUGGAGACUUGAUGCUGAUAACUACGAAACCGAUGAGGAAUUGAAAAAGAUCCGCGAAUCUCGUGGUUACUCCUACAUGGACUUUUGUGAGGUAUGCCCGGAAAAGCUUCCAAACUAUGAAGAGAAAGUAAAGAGCUUUUUCGAAGAACAUUUGCACACUGAUGAAGAGAUCCGUUACUGCGUUGCAGGAAGCGGUUACUUUGAUGUGAGGGAUCGCAAUGAAGCUUGGAUUAGAGUAUGGGUAAAGAAGGGAGGUAUGAUAGUCUUACCUGCUGGAAUAUAUCAUCGCUUCACCGUGGACUCAGACAACUAUAUCAAGGCAAUGCGGCUUUUCGUGGGUGAACCGGUGUGGACACCAUACAAUCGCCCACACGACCAUCUCCCUGCAAGGAAAGAGUACGUCGAUAAUUUCGUCAAGGUGAAUGGGGGCGGUGCCAUAGACGCGUCAGCGUAGAGGACUCUCAGUCUUAGGCAUCAGAUUUCUCUAUAAACUAGCAUACAAUAAAGAGAGAUUUCUGUCUGAUGUUGGAUAUAUAUGUUUACUGUUGUCUUUAAUGUCAUCCAAAGACACACUUAAUGAAGACACUUUGAUUCGUGUGGCUUCUGUCAUUAUGGUUGUGUUGUAACAAUAUUUAUACUUUAUACACCAGAAAUCAAACUAUGCGUUACAUAUCAA
Molecule: messenger RNA, 917 nt
Organism: Arabidopsis lyrata subsp. lyrata
Lineage: Eukaryota; Viridiplantae; Streptophyta; Magnoliopsida; Brassicales; Brassicaceae
Product: 1,2-dihydroxy-3-keto-5-methylthiopentene dioxygenase 3
Exons: 7
Coding region: 96-695 (199 amino acids)
Molecular function (GO): acireductone dioxygenase [iron(II)-requiring] activity
Source: RefSeq, a predicted model, not a curated record